CCAAUACUGCAAAAACUGAUUUUACAAAAAAGGGUUGGGAAAGUGGGGGGAGGCGGGGGGGUGAGUCCCCUCAAUUUCCCCCCGUGGCUGCUCCGCGGAGGGCGGGGCUCCAUGGAUGCGUUUGACAGCUGCAAGCCAAAAAAAAUGUGCAGCGCAGAGGAGGACAGAGAAACCAUGCCGCUGCUCCAAGACAGCCGCGCUAUCAUGAGGAAUAUGAUAGAGUUGGACCCUCUGUAGUUUGCGUUUGCCCUCCUAAACCUGGGCGAACCGGACUUCAGAAAACAACAGUUUAAAGCUGACAUUUGGAUUUUUAUUAUCAUUAAUUUUAUUGAUUGAUUGUUAACAGCAGACUUUAUUUGGGUGGAGAUGCAGCGUGCGCUCUCCUUCCCAGCAACCGUUGAGCGCAGUCGGACCAAGGAGCGCCUGGAGGCCAGUCUGGCUGGGCUGUGUGAGCUGGAGCUGCGCAGACAGAGGCAGGAGCGUCUGGUGCUGGGAGCACUGGCUCUGGGUGAGUCUCUGGCCCAGGAUGGCUCCAGAGGAGAACUGGAAUGCUUCAGCAGCUGGGGCCAGGAAAACCUGACGCUGAGGCGUCAGUUGAGUGCUCUCCAUAGUUCUCCAUGGGGCCUUAUGCAGGCGUUGGAGCAGCAGGUGGGAGAUAUGAAGAUUGACAUCGAUGACGGCUGCUGUGAGGGAGCUCAAGGAGAAACCGGUGACAGUCGGCCGAGUUCUGGUAACUCCUGCUGUUUAAAAGGUUUCUAUGAUUCAAGUGAGGGUCAAUCACCAAAAGGAAAAUCUACCACAGCUGAGCCCAAUGAGCCUGUCCAUUGCGGGACUUACAACAAUGACAGGCCGAAGUCUAUAGGAGACAGCUUCCUGCUGAAUGGGGAGUUCGAUGUAUCAGUGGUUCGGCCCAGCCUUCCUCGCUCUUUUUCUGCACCUCACCCACCACUGGAGGGCAUUGCAGAGGAGGGGUCAGUUAUGGAUUCUUGGCAGUGGGACCCCAGCAUCGUCAGUCACUCCUGGCAGCAGCAGCAGCAGCCCACAGAGGAUCAGAUCUUGGAGGAAGACUACCAACAGGCAUUCAGAGUGGAGGGUUACAUCCUGAGUCUCAUCCAGCGAUACGCUCUCCUACCCCGGCCAUGUCAGCCUCGCACUACUCUAACCCCUGACCCCCCAUACUGUGGGGCCUCCACACACAGCUCCCAACACAGGAGAACUCCCUCUCUAACCACAGAGCAACGCCUUCCUGACCCCCAUCCUCAGUCCCAUGUUGACCUAUCGGCAAACCUUAAGAGACAGGAAUGGGGUUGUGACCUGCCAGAGGGGGAGGCCCGCAGGGCAGAGGCCCCAUCUUUUGAGGAAGGUUGUUAUUUGCCUCUCUCCUACCCCCAGUCCAGACCAAACCCCUUGACAGGGAGACUACCAUCACCUCUGCCCUCUUUAGAGCCAAACUGUGGUUUAGGAAAUCUUGACCUUUGCUGUGAACCUCCAUCCCCCCAACAUUAUUUACAUCCUAAGCCUCCUGUUUAUCAAGUACACAAUUUAGUCAGUGCUCAAUAUAUUCCAGGACAGGCUUGUCAUGCUCCUGUACGGUCCCCGAGACACUAUAAGCCUGAACAAUCAAAGGCCAGCCGAGCGACCGCCUCUCCUGACCACCCCAAUUCAAAGUCCAAAGCUCCUAAAAAAAGUCACAAUGAUCGACAGAAAUCCAAGAAAGCAAAUAACAAAACCAACCGAUCCCAGUCUGAAAACAGCCUCCCAGGACAGAGAGUGGUUCCUGAAAAGAGAUACAACACCGCAGAAAGACGCCCAGGUCGAACCAAUCCUCCCCAAAACCAAAUCCAAAUCACCCCAGCCCAGGUGGCCAAUAAGGGUCACAGUGGAAAUCGACGGUGGUGUUCCAACCUGGAGCUCAGCCAAGAUGAGGGUGAGAUCCAAAAUGCAGCGCAGGCACAUAAACGAUCUUCUCGAAAAGCUCGCAAUGGUCACUCUUGUUCCCAGUCCCAUUCCCACCAGCAGCCUGCUCAACGUUGGCGCCAGGACUCUCAGGCCCGAGUCCCCCUCUGUCAGAGCGAGGAGGGCUACGCAGGGGCUGUCCCUGUUGAGUCAGAGUCUAGCAUGAGUGAGGUGUACUCCCCGCCUUCCAGCUCACUUUCCAGUGAUUCAGAUGAGAGCGGAGGACUUGUGUGGCCCCAGCAGCUACCUCCCCGCCUUGCUUCUACAUCUUCCUCAUCAUCCGCAUCACCACAAGCUUCUGCCAGUGCUGCAACUCAGCCAAAAGCCUUUGUCAAAAUCAAAGCCUCCCAUGCUCUUAAAAAGAAGAUUCUCCGAUUCCGCACAGGGUCUCUUAAAGUAAUGACCACUGUUUGAGCCAAAUCCUGCUUUGAACAUAUACCAUGAAGGUAUUAAAAUAACUCUUUCUACCUUCUACUUGGUCACAAAUAUUAAACUAAAUACCAAAAAAAAAACUUACCUCGGCUGUACCCUUGAUGAGAUGCGUCAACCAUAAUGAUUAUUGCUAAAAAUCUAAUUUGACCUCCUUUCUGGUUGAAAUUACAGAGAACUUGACAACCAUUAGCUACUAGAUUAAUGGGCAUCCUUCUUUUCAUCCAGUUUGUGUUAUCCUGUGCUAACAGCCAUAAAAGCAAAUGGUAUUCAGACAUUGUUUUCAACCAUGCUUUAACAGAAUUAUUUUUUUAAAAUGAACUCAUGAAACAAGCCUAGACAAAAACAAUGUUACCCAUAGCUUAAUAUUUUGUUGCACAACCUUUUUAAGCUAUCACUUAAAUCUAAAGAUUCCUAAUACUGUUAAUGAGACUUCUGGACCUCUCAGUAUGUAUUUUGGUCCACUUCUCAUGAGCAAACUGCUCUACUUGUCAUAGGCUUGAAGGGUGCCUUUUUCCAGCCUUCAAAAGGUCAGGGCUCAUAGAAGGCCACUUCAGAAUAGUCUAGUGAUCUCCUCUUAGCCAUUCUUGUUUGCGACUGAGACCAAGCUAUCUGUCACCGGGCAGCACAUUUCUCUCUACAAUCCCGUGAUAGUGGGAGAUUUCGUUUUACGCUGGAGAGAUUCGAGACAACCAAUGCCAAGUGAAGAAAAUCAGCCCCUGAAUAUUACGGAGCCCCCUCCAUGUGUCACUGUAGGGGCAGUGUUCUAUUCAUGAUAUGUUUCUUUUUUUUUUUUUUUUUCUUCGUGAACAUGAGCUGAC
Cyprinodon tularosa is the source of this 3206-nucleotide messenger RNA. RefSeq names its product dapper 1-like. Lineage: Eukaryota; Metazoa; Chordata; Actinopteri; Cyprinodontiformes; Cyprinodontidae. Bases 367 to 2370 code for a protein of 667 amino acids. The transcript is spliced from 4 exons. Gene Ontology annotation, cellular component: cytoplasm. Gene Ontology annotation, biological process: negative regulation of canonical Wnt signaling pathway. The record is from RefSeq and is a predicted model, not a curated record.